AGCCGCUGUCAGUGGACACCAUGUCCGGCGAUUCGCUGGCGUCUUGCUUAGCUCGGCUGGCGGCCGCAGCUGACGACCCGUCCGGGUUAAGCCACGCACUAAGCGCGCUCCGGAGUAAACAUGUGCAUCGUGCGGGGGGAAUGGGACUCUUCCGCAAAAACGGAGGUCUCACACUUCUUCUCGCACUCUUGACAGACCCGCCGCGCGCAGCCGCAUUGGGAGCUUCGCGCCGCAAUCUAGAGCUCGCGCUCAGCCUGCUGGCCAAUAGCUGCACGGAGCCUGGAAGUCGCGAACAGGUGCGGCAGUUGGGAGGAAUCCCUGCGCUUGUGUGUAUCCUACAGUCCGUGUGUGUAGACUCCGUGUUGAAUCGUGUCUCUCGAGCUCUUGGUAAUCUGGCCUUGGACCCACAAAACAGUUCAAUAAUUCACCAAUCAGGUGCGGUUUCCUCCCUAGUGCACAUCUUGCAGAGCUCACAGGAUGCUGGGUGUGUCCACAGCUGUUUGCGUGCUCUGCGUAUCCUGGGGGACUCUCCGGCACACCGUCUGUCCAUCUGUGAGCAGGGGGGGCUGUCCCCCUGUGUAUCUUUUCUCACAUCUCCAGACCCGGCCUUGGUGUGCGCAGCUGUUCGUGCUGUUUGUGAACUGAGCAGGAGUUGUUCUUUGGAUUGUGCAGAGCAGCUAAAUAAGGCAGUGCCAGUCCUAGUGGGCAUGGGACAGGGGGAAGAAGUGAAGCCAGUGGUACGCCAGGCAGCCCUGAGUACUCUGUGCAAUCUGUGCACUCAAGGGGCUAUGCGUCCAAUGCUUGGUAACGCAGGAACUGUUCGACUUUUGAUAUCAGAAAUAAGAAAUCUCCGUAAGUCGCCUACUCGCUGUCUUCCUUUGGUGAAAGCACUUUGUCUCUGUUGUAGAGAAGCUCUUAACCGGUUGAGAGUCCGAGAAGAAGGUGGUUUAGAACUUUUUUUGGAGCUCCUCAGAGACCCCCAGUAUCGCUGUUCACAUCCAAGAAUCAUUGCUGCUUUCUUGCAUUUCUGCCAUGACAUAGCAGCUCUUGUGCUUUUAGGCAUGGGAGGUUUGGCUGUCCUCUUGGCAGAAAGACUGGAGGAUCUGGCAAAGUCUGCAGAGAUGAAGGGGGAUCUGCCGGAACCUGCAAGCGUUGUAGACAAAGAAGAGGAAAGAGCAUCUGCAUCAUUUGAUUUCCCCCCUGAGCCAAAAAACAAAAGACCUAGGGAAAGCAGGACAUCCGAGGACUGUCUGAGGUCCUGGCUACUGUCAGAGGGCUUUAUAGGCAGCUUGGAAGAAUUGUCACCUGAGUGGUCUCUGGACAGUGAUACAAGUGGAUGUUCUGUAUUAGAUGAGGUGUCACCACUCACAUACCCUGACCUUCCUGCAGCGACUUGUGUACCUGUUGUCCUUCCCCCUGACACAACCACUGGCCCUCCCACUGCUCUAACCACUAGCAAUUCCGACCAUUGUUCUGCCACGCCUGCAAGUGCCAGCCUUGCCUGUAUAAACCCUAGUUGCCUUGACCUGCUGGCAACAACCUCUGUACCCACUAGCCAGUGUUUAAUCACUCCAGUAAUUGACCAAUGCCGGUCUCUCCGCAAAUCUGCUGGCGUUGCCACUGGUCUGCCUUUAGUAACCCCAACAUCCUCUAAUCGCUCUGUGGCUCCCUCUAGGAGUCUGUGUUCUUUAAAACCCACAUGUUUAAAUCUCUCCUCUUCACCUGUAGAAUCUCACACCAAAUCUGAUGCAUACAAAGUGAUCCCUUCACAGAGUAGGGGAAGCCGAUUCCUGGAAAUAAAGAAGAGGCCAGUUCCAUCUUCCCAGCAACUAUCCUCUCCAGUGCAGGAGAUCCUUAAAUCCCCCUGGCCUCUUAAAUCCAGUUGGUCUCCCCCCACUGAGUAUUGGCGUCCUGAGGUUCCCAGCCUGCUUCUGUUAUCAAGAUUUUCUCAGCUGGCAGAUGCCAGUUCCAGUCUAGUGUCUCCCCAAGUCCUUAGUUGUCUCCUGACAUAUGUGACCAUUCACCCAUACCCUUCCCCAAGAGCUGCUCGUCUCCUACAGCGUCUGACCUGUGAUCCCUCUUGUCUGGAGGCUUUCAUCCGCACUGGGAGCAUCUGUACUCUCCGAGCAAGGCUGAUUCUUGACGAGUCGCCAGAUGGGUCACAGAGCUGCAGGCACCCGGAGCGGACAAGAGAGCUGGGUCAUGUUUUGCUGCGUAACCUGUGUAUUCAGGCAGAAUCUCCCUUUGGAGUGGGUACUGUGACCCAUAUGCUACUAUCUGGGUCUCAGAAUGAGCGUCAGCAGUGUGCACUUUCCCUGCCCUAUAUAUACAGGAAGGACUCUUCCCACCGCCAGCAACUCCUAGAGGGAGCCCUCCGUCUGAUCCUAGAGCCUCUAAUGGAGUGUGUGGAUUCAGUCUUUGCAUUUCAUGCAUCAGAGUGCCUCUCAUACCUCUCUCACCAGAGCCUGUCUGCCCCUUGCCCCUCUCCUCCAAUACCACCAUUGCACUGCUUGUACUUGGAACGAAUUUCCCACGGAGGAGACGUGGUGUUUGUACUGGAUGGCGGGGAGUGUGUAAUGGGGAACCGGGAAGACCUAAUCAGCAGCUGUGAGGUGUUUAGGGCAAUGUUAGAAGGUGGAUAUGCAGAAUCCCACCAAAUGAAAAUACGUGUACGUGAGGUUCUUGCCUGUGCUUUUAUUCCGUUAUUACAUUACCUCCAUGGCUGUGCACAGAGGUCUCCAUGUCCUUUGCUUCAGGCACUAACGCUGCUUUCUCCAGGCCAAGAGCUGGCACAAUCUCCUCUGGGGUCCACACUAGCAGCAGCUGGACGUUUCCUUGUACCUGGGUUACAGAUACUGCUAGAGAGCAUGGUGGGAGAGCAUAUACUGGCUUUAGAGAACCUAGCCUCUAUCUACAGAUUUGCAGAGAUACACGAGAGCCCUGGGCUUAGGAAAGAUUGCUGCGUGUUCCUCUUGAAGAGACCUCAUCCUCCUCGUAAGCGAUCUCAGUGCCUCCUUCAGUUGUGUCAGACAGCACAAGACAAGCAGAAACUAUCACAGUUAUUGGAAGAAACUGUUCAAGAUACACACUAAUUCUACAGGCUGGUCCCCUUGUCAUUCAUUUAAUGGAUUAGCCUCCUUUCCCAAGCUUCACAGCUACACCUUAUUGUACAGCCAAAUACAUUAUUUUCUAUCCAGCUGCUCUGUAUGCUGUCCCUCACAACAAUAUAAUACUCAAUGGAAGUUACCUGUACCUCAAAUUCACCUUCUGAUUCACGUCCCUAAUUCAUCUGCAGAGCUUGGUGGCUGCUGGUAUCUCUUCCCCACCUACUGGGCAGAGCCUGGCAGCUUUCCUUUCUCUACCCUCUCUUACCCCAGUGCCAGCUAGAUUUGACAACUACCUACGGCUCAACAUCUGCCAAUGUCUUCCUCUUUGCUCAUCUCCACCUUGUGUGUGCUGGGGCCCCCUUUCCUGCCCACCUCUAGUCCAUUGUCUUCCAGCUUACCCUUCUGACCAUUUUUACCCUAGUGUCUUCCAGCUUCCCCACCUACCUACAGCUCCACAUCUAGCAUUCUCCUUCUCUGCUCCUCUCUAGCCUAGUGUGUGCUGGUGUCCUGCUCUCUGCCUACCUCCAGUCCAGUCUUUUCCAGCUUUCCCUCUUGCCCACUUAUACCCUAGUGUCAGCCAGCUUCCCUACCUACAGCUCCAAAUCUGCCAGUUUUGUUCUCUGCUCAUAUCCAACCUAGUGUGUGCUGGUGUCCCCCUCCUUGCCCACCCCCAAUCCAUUAUCUAACAGCUUUCCCUUCAACCCCCCAUACCCCAGUUCCAAUCGGCUUCACUGCCAACCUAUAACUCAACAUUUUCCAGUCUCCCUCUCUGCCCACCUCCAACCUAUUGUGUGCUGGUGCCCACCUUCAGCCCAGUGUCGGCAUCCUCUCUUCUCACCUACCUUUAGCCUAGCAUAUACAGAUGAAACCCAAACCUACUCAGUCCAUUAUAGCUACAGUAUUGUGCCAAUUACCCCAACACACUGAUGGCCCAGUGUUGGCUAUAUACAUUUAUCGCAAAGCAUCAGUCCUCUCUCACUAUAAAACACAUGGCAAACUAUGGAGCCAGUGGCCAAAAAUAGCCUAGCCGUUUUUUCCCUUGGUUUUCUCUGCCAUUUUUCUGAUAACUAGGUGGUCACUGAGUAUGUUGGUUAUGAUUACUGUAACCCAUGUUGGGUAUGAAAUAAAACUAUAUAUAAAAUUUA
Messenger RNA from Bombina bombina (fire-bellied toad), 4252 nucleotides. RefSeq names its product armadillo repeat containing 5 (gene ARMC5). Gene Ontology annotation, cellular component: cytosol. The record is from RefSeq and is a predicted model, not a curated record. Gene Ontology annotation, molecular function: protein binding. The coding region runs from base 21 to 3092 and encodes 1023 amino acids. Lineage: Eukaryota; Metazoa; Chordata; Amphibia; Anura; Bombinatoridae. Gene Ontology annotation, biological process: anatomical structure morphogenesis. The transcript is spliced from 7 exons.